Plectropomus leopardus (leopard coralgrouper) is the source of this 4635-nucleotide messenger RNA. It is a transcript of the gene suox, whose product is annotated as sulfite oxidase. Gene Ontology annotation, cellular component: mitochondrion. Gene Ontology annotation, molecular function: molybdopterin cofactor binding; molybdenum ion binding; heme binding. Gene Ontology annotation, biological process: sulfur compound metabolic process. NCBI's taxonomy places the organism in Eukaryota, Metazoa, Chordata, Actinopteri, Perciformes, Serranidae. The record is from RefSeq and is a predicted model, not a curated record.
GUUUGUGUAAUGUUUCACAGCCGCUGUGCAACGUAGUUACCGGGCACAGUACCUGAGUACAAGCAGCCGACUGACACAACACAAAACAUCAGUGCAAUGCUGCUUCUCAGACGCUGCCGCAGCCUGACUCGAUUUGGCCCCGUCAACACUAAAAGGCAUCAAGUGGCACCUGGUGUGGCAUCGUGUGCAGCUCGUCUCUGGAGCAGCAGCAGCAGGGAGGACCAGAGAUCGUACCAGCGUGCCCAUGGUCCCAGCUGGAGACAUGCUCUGGCAGGACUGCUGGCUGGUACCGGGGCUGUCGUGGCUUAUGGCGUCCAUCAUCACAAGGCUGAGCAGGAAGACACCAGUCGAGUGCAGACCAUAGAGAAGACCUCCACUCUUCCGGUCUUCAGCCAGGAGGAAGUCACCAGUCACCGCUCUCUGGAAGAUGGCGUGUGGGUCACUUACAAAGGCAGCGUCUAUGACAUCACUAAUUUUGUGGCCAUGCAUCCUGGCGGGGAUAAAAUCUUGCUGGCGGCAGGUGGAGCCCUUGAACCUUUCUGGGCGCUGUACGCUGUGCACAACCAGGAACAUGUGCUGGAAAUGCUCUCAGAGUAUAAGGUUGGUGUGCUGAGUGCAGAAGACCAGAAGAAGCAGCAGACUGUUCAGUCAUCUGACCCCUACUCUUCUGACCCCGAGCGUCACCCCAUCCUGCGCAUCAACAACCUCAAGCCUUUCAAUGCUGAGCCGCCUCCUGAAAUCCUCUCUGACAGCUACAUCACCCCCUCUGCCAUCUUCUUCAAAAGAAACCACCUGCCGGUUCCUCUGGUGGACCCGGCCACAUAUCAGCUGCAUGUGGAGGGGCUACCUGGAGGAGUGCUGACGCUCUCUUUAGAAGAGUUAAAGUCUCGAUUCCCCAAACACACCAUCACCGCUACGCUGCAGUGUGCUGGCAACCGCCGCUCUGAGAUGAAUAAGGUGAAACAGGUGAAAGGACUGAACUGGGGCAUCGCUGCCAUCAGUAACGCUACAUGGAGUGGAGCGAGGCUCAGGGAUGUGCUGCUGGCUGCCGGUUACGAGCCAGAUGUGGCCAAGUGGGCUCUCCACGUUCAGUUUGAAGGAUUGGAUAAAGACGUGACGGGGACGACUUACGGUGCUUCCAUCCCGCUAAACAAAGCAGUUAGCGAGGAAGGCGAUGUGCUGUUGGCUUAUGAAAUGAACGGCGAGGAUCUUCCUGCUGACCAUGGCUACCCUGUCCGUGUCGUGGUUCCAGGCACAGUAGGUGCACGCAAUGUUAAAUGGCUGGGGAAGAUCAUAGUGAGCGCAGAAGAAAGCAGCAGCCACUGGCAGCAGAACGACUACAAGGGAUUCUCCCCCGGGACAGACUGGGACACGGUGGACUUCAAGUCUGCUCCGGCCAUCCAAGAGCUGCCCAUCCAGUCAGCCAUCACCACACCAGCAGACGGUGCGGUGGUGGAUCGCAGUAUGGAAGAGGUGACGGUGAAGGGUUACGCCUGGAGUGGAGGGGGCAGAGAGGUGGUGCGUGUUGAUGUUUCUCUGGAUGGAGGAAAGACAUGGCAGGUGGCCAAGCUGAGGAGCAGCGAUAAGGGACAAGCACCCAAACCCUCGCCACCACCGGGACGAGCCUGGGCCUGGAAGCUGUGGGAGGUAACAGCUCCGCUUCCCGCAGAGGCUCAGGAGCUGGAGAUAGUCUGCAAGGCGGUUGACAACAGUUACAACAUGCAGCCGGACACAGUUCCUCCCAUCUGGAAUCUGAGGGGCGUGCUGAGUAACGCCUGGCACCGAGUGAAGGUGAAGAUCAGAGAGGACGAGAGCGAGGAAUAGACUCAGUGGUUUGAUCCACACCCAAAAUCCAAAAGGUUUAUGCUUGAAAGAGUCGUCUGAGAGUGGACAUAGUUUUAAAAUCUGUCACUAAGACGCAGCAGGAAAAGUGACGGAGGAAAAAACAGUCUCAUAGAAAAUACAGCUGGAGUUUUUGAUGCACAGUUUUGAAAUAUUUAUGCAAUCAUGCUGUCUGUGAGAUUUGAAGGAUUUUCAGCACUGCAUAUAGAACAAAGCUAAAGGCUGUUAAUGACCAAAACAUGUUCAGUUAUAUCUCGUGAUGGGUCAGGAGAUACUUAAGUGAUCACGUGAUUCCGUUAAUUUUGAGUCUCUGACUUGUAGAAAAGAUUUAUUUUUGUAAUCACUAUUGACAUACUUAUUGUUCAAGAUGUACGCACAGUGUAUUAAAAGAGUCGGAUUAAUUGUGCGAUUAACACGCAAUCCUAAUUUAAAAACCUUAUUUUAAAUAAUAUUCUUAUAUCUAGAAUGUAGAGGAUUUUUAGGUUUACUACAUUGUCAUUGCUUUAAAGGAACAUUGUGUCAGAUUUGGGGGGGGGUUGAGCUAAAUCUAGCCGUUAGGAUUGCACUUUGCAACCAUCUAAAAGUUCUCGUUAAGGUUUUAAACGGAAGUCAAAUUAUCUUCAGACAUCUCUUCCUCUGCAAAACAACUGGAUCCGUUGAUUAAAACCGGUAAAAACCCUUAAUAAAGCAGUUUCAUGUUUCAAUGUUAAUUUCUGCGUUUCUCAGAUGCUGCUCAGAUUGUCGGAGAUGUGCCGCUUGCCCAGCACCUGCUCAUGUGUGCUUGCGUUAUUUUCGUAAUCCAGAUGUUCAGGAGGUUUUUAUAGAGAGACAAAUGAUCCCCCAAGGUUUCUUCCUCUCCAGGACAAAUUGCUGUGGUGAUUUAAACCCUUACAGUUUCACAACUGAGUUGCUGCUCACUACAAUGGCUGACACGAAAAUGUAAAUGUUGCUAUCUAGAGCCAGUGUUUGGUUUGUCCUUUCUAGGCUACUGUAGAAACAUGGCAGUGCAACAUGGCAGUCUCUAUAAACAAGGACCCGUUCCCUAUGUCGUUUUAACCAGCUCAUUAUAAUGUAACGAAGGCACAACAAUUCUUAUUUUCAGAUGAUUUUAUACUAAAGAAAACAUACUUAUGAUUUCUGCCAAUAUCCUUUUAAAUCUUACACACUGGAAAGUGCAAAAGAAUAUGAGCGGGAGCAGCUGUCAGAUCAUAAAUGCUUGUUUUCACUCUGAAAAUCAGAGGUGAACUGUGACCCUUUCACUCGGUUUGUGGAGCUGCGCUCUGUUUCAAACUUGGUUCAAAGAAUCACACCUUACUGUGGAGAUCUAUUUGAGGUUCAGUCGUGUUUAUACCACGACACCGCAGCACACUGCAGAGGUCUGGGUACUUCUUGACAGCCGUUUUGACGACAUCGUGUUUUGUGUAGUAAGUGCUAUAUUGUCCAUGUUGACAAAUAAAGAGCUCUUAUUUUACACUGAUAUACUUACAGUCUGCUUCGUGCCAAAAACAGUGCCAAAAAAAUGUACAACAUAGAGGAAAUGAAGUCAGUUCUUAUUAUUUUAAGACAUUUGCUAAAAAUAUCAGCACAGUGGGAUGUGCUUCUCAGUUUUGCAGAGCUUACAAUUUUCCACUCACUGUGAUUAAAUGUAUUAACCUGCAAACUACAGCUUUUACAUUUAAGACAAAUUCAUUUAAUCGGAUUACUUUUCUUCAAGAGUAAUGAGAAAAUGCAUAAACAUUAACAAUUUAACAUAUUUUUAACUGCACCAAUGACAGUUUACAAAGUUUCAGACUACUCGUGCAGUGUUUCAUUUAUCAAAUUGUGUACCCUUCCUACACAAAUAUUUUUUCACCAAAACCUUACUAUCCAAAAAACUUUAGCAUAAACUUAGACUUACAUGGACGAGUAGCACGCUAGUUUUUAGUGAAAAUGCAUUUGUGGGGCGACCUCGAGCUCACCUGGAAGAGUGUGCGCCCCAUGUGCUGAGGCCUUUGCAGUGGCCUGGGUUCAAUUCCAGCCUGUGGCCCUUUGCUGCGUGUCAUCCCUGCACCCCCUUUCUCUUCCCCCAUUUCCUGUCAGUCUAUAGUUGUCCUGUCAACAAAGGGAAAAGUCGCAUAAACAAAUCUUUUCUUUCUUUUCUUUUCUUUUUUGUCUUAAAUCUUUUUUAAAAAAAGAAAAGCAUUUGUUUGGGAAACACUGAGCAUAUGACUGAAUAAGAGAGAGACUUGGAUUUAGGGUGCAAGAGUGUAAGAUUUUCAUAGUACGAUAACCAUCCGAAAAAAACGCGGUUUCAUGGUAUUGCAGUAUUAAAGAAUUAUUAUUAUCAUCAGUUACAAUGGCACUAACAGCAUAAAGGUUUUAGAUUAGUUGACCAAACAUUUUAUUACUGUAACUGAAACAUCUUUUUUAAUGGAAUUAUGUGUAAUAAUCCUUUUUUAAAGACAGGUAAAAUAAAGGGGGGAAUUCUCCAUCCAGUUGCAGUUUUUUCAAUACCAUAGUAAAUCUACACGGUAUGAUAACUGUCGAUUUUCAUGGUACUGCACAAGUUGUAUGAGAGUUUGUAAAUGGACGUUUUGAUAUUUUGGUUUCUUUGUUUACUGUGGAGAUAUGUGAGAUAUGGUUAACAACAUCAGGAUGCAGUUAUUUGUUGAGGACAGCUUUAAGAUUUAAGAUCAAACAUGUCUCACCAUAUUUUGAUUAAUGGUGCAGAAAACAAAAUGUUGUACGUGUUGUUACCAAAGUUUUGGUUCAAGUUUUUUCAAAUUGUAAAACUUGUCUGAAGGCUUUCAUGUA